Messenger RNA from Knipowitschia caucasica, 471 nucleotides. The record is from the annotation of a GenBank genome assembly. NCBI's taxonomy places the organism in Eukaryota, Metazoa, Chordata, Actinopteri, Gobiiformes, Gobiidae.
AUGGAAGAGGUGGGGCUAAAGACAGAAAAGACAGGGCUAAAGAGAGAGAAGGCGGGGUUAGGGAUGGAAGAAGCCAGGCUAAGGACAGAAGAGGCGGGACUAAGGACAGAAGAGGAAGGGCUACGGACAGAGGAGGCGGGGUUAGGGACAGAGGCGGCAGGGCUGAGGGAAGAAGAGGCAGAGCUAAAGACGGAGAAGGUGGGGUUAGAGACAGAAGAGGUGGGGCUAGAGACAGAAGAAGUGGGGCUAGGGACAGAAGAGGCGGGGCUAGAGACAGAAGAGGCGGGGAUAGAGACAGAAGAGGCGGGGAUAGAGACAGAAGAGGCGGGGCUAGAGACAGAAGAGGUGGGGCUAGAGACAGAAGAGGCGGGGCUAGAGACAGAAGAGGCGGGGAUAGAGACAGAAGAGGCGGGGCUAGAGACAGAAGAGGCGGGGCUAGGGACAGAAGAGGCGGAGGUAGUGACGGCGUAG